This is a messenger RNA of Aspergillus caelatus, 2071 nucleotides long. Its product is annotated as pepsin-like aspartic protease. The record is from RefSeq and is a predicted model, not a curated record. The transcript has 3 exons. Lineage: Eukaryota; Fungi; Ascomycota; Eurotiomycetes; Eurotiales; Aspergillaceae. Gene Ontology annotation, molecular function: aspartic-type endopeptidase activity. The coding region runs from base 327 to 1790 and encodes 487 amino acids. Gene Ontology annotation, biological process: proteolysis.
GACAUCAGUUCCAAAGAUUAGUGCUUUCCGUUACCAUACAAGAACGCAGCCAUGUCCCUAUCAGCUAUUGUACAUCAGCGCUUCCCUUUAGGCCGUAUAUACCUUCUCUUUUUUCAAAAUUCUUUUCACCCUUUUUGAUCUCAUUGUCCAAACGAGAGAUCGACUAUUAUUGUCUUUCAAGGUACAGUGAGUGGGCCGAAAGAGCUUUGUGCUCAUUUCCCAGUUCAGUGGCCUUGGUGAAUCAAGAUUUAUGCGACAAGAAGACCUGGGGCCUUCUUUCAUGGGACCCGAGUAAGAAAAAAAAAAAGAAUAAGGGAGAUAGCACGAUGCAAAAGUCCUGGCUUGUUUUGCUCGCUACUUUCCUUGGCUUGCAAGGGACAACAGCGCUGACACUCCACCGAAGAGAGCUUCCGGCCGUUGUCUCGUUGGAUAUCAAACGAAAUAAUGCUGUUGACCCUGUGGCUAGAGAUCGGAUGAGACGGAAGCGCGACAAGACCGUUGAACAGAAUCUUGAUAAUGAGGAAACUUUAUAUUUCUGUAACAUAACUCUGGGCACACCAAAGCAAAGCCUACGGUUAGUUCUUGAUACAGGAAGCAGUGACCUCUGGUGUAAUGCAGCGAAUUCGACACUUUGCUCAUCUAGAGAUAAACCCUGCAAUGCCUCAGGGUCUUACGACCCAACUUCAUCUUCGUCAUAUGCCUAUGCAUCUUCGGACUUCAACAUAUCGUAUGCUGAUGGCACUGGAGCCGCCGGUGAUUAUGUUACCGACACUAUCCACAUUGGAGGUGCUACUGUCAAGGACUUCCAGUUUGGGGUGGGUUACUCGUCUAGCUCCGCCGAGGGUGUUUUGGGAAUAGGAUACACAACGAACGAAGUCCAGGUUGGCCGGUUCGGUAAAAGUGCCUACGCAAAUCUUCCUCAAGCCAUGGUCAAAAACGGUCUAAUUCAGUCGAAUGCUUAUAGCCUUUGGCUUAAUGACCUGGGAGCAGAUACUGGCUCGAUUUUAUUUGGAGGCGUUAAUACGGAGAAGUAUCAUGGAGAACUGCAAACUUUGCCGAUUCAGACGGUCAAUGGGAUCUAUUCUGAGUUCAUAAUCGCACUAACCGGUGUCUCAUUGAGCUCAUCAUCAAGUCAGCAUAAUUACUCAUCUUCUGAUGCUCUCCCAGCCGCGGUCCUGCUUGACUCGGGAAGUUCUCUGACCUAUCUUCCAAAUUCCAUUGUGCAAGACAUCUAUGAUGAUCUGGGUGUCACUUAUGAGUCAUCCAGCGGUGUUGGCUAUGUGCCAUGUAGCCUGGCACAGCAAAAUAUUAAUGUGACCUACACCUUUUCGUCUCCUACUAUUACAGUUGGGAUUGAUGAACUCGUUCUAAAUGCAGGUGAUCUGCGAUUUCGGAAUGGCGCGCGUGCAUGCAUUUUUGGCAUUGUACCAGCCGGAGAUAGCACUGCUGUCCUGGGGGAUACGUUCUUACGCAGUGCAUAUGUUGUAUACGAUCUAUCCAACAAUGAAAUCUCCCUCGCCAAUACCAAUUUCAACUCUACUCAGGAUAAUAUCUUGGAAAUUGGAACUGGCGACGAUUCCGUCCCUGGGGCCACCCAGGUUUCAAAUCCCGUCACAUCAGUUGUGGCCGAUGGGUCUGGGGCCAGGAUCGGGGGUCCAACUGGUGGGAUCUUUACUGAUCUGCCUUCAGCAACAAGUACCGGCGGCGCUGCAGCACCUGCCGGGCCAACAGAUGUUCCAAAGCACUUGGUUUUUGGUGCAGCGGCUAUUGGUUACGUGCUCGCUUUUUGAUGUAGAUGACUUUUCACCAGCAAAUAUCUUGUGUUCUUGCAUAAUUUUUUCUGCUUGUUAAAGCCCACUGGCUGCAUACUACCUGGUGAUACCCUAGAUCUUAGCUCUCUUUCUUUUCUGCCCUCCGCUUUCCUUUUUUUGAACCCUACCGUGUCUUGUGAUCUUGUCGACACUUUUUUCUCCUCAGUAGGGUUGACGAUUCGCCUGUAUGUAUUCGAUGGAUAUCUAUAUCUAUAUAUAUAUCGAACAUUCCAUACAUAUCUGAUCUACUCCUAAUAUAU